This is a messenger RNA of Salvia splendens (bonfire salvia), 1059 nucleotides long. RefSeq names its product pre-mRNA cleavage factor Im 25 kDa subunit 1. Bases 66 to 740 code for a protein of 224 amino acids. Gene Ontology annotation, biological process: mRNA 3'-end processing. The record is from RefSeq and is a predicted model, not a curated record. NCBI's taxonomy places the organism in Eukaryota, Viridiplantae, Streptophyta, Magnoliopsida, Lamiales, Lamiaceae. Gene Ontology annotation, cellular component: mRNA cleavage factor complex. Gene Ontology annotation, molecular function: mRNA binding. The transcript is spliced from 7 exons.
ACCAUACCAUUGCACUUGAUUCUUCCUUCCUAAGCUCCUCUGAAUUCCAAAAGCAAGUCAAAUAAAUGGGCGAUCACUCAAUUCCAGAAGAAAACGGCGGUGAUCCCAGCAGCUCCACCGCCUUGGAUAUUUACCCUCUCAGCUGUUACUAUUUCGGCUCCAGAGAUUCUGUUUCUCUCAACACCGAAACCCGCGCCGAUCGCCUUCUUCGCCUCAGAGCUAACUAUGAUGCCGUUGGAAUGAGGAGCUGCGUGGCUGCCGUGAUUGUGGUUGUGUUUGUGAGCCAAAACUACCUGCUCCAGGUUGAACUUUUCAAACACCCCCAUCUCUUGUUGCUACAAGUGCAGAACUCCAUCUACAGACUUCCUGGUGGACGUGUACGGCAAGGUGAAUCAGAUACUGACUGCUUAAAACGAAAGCUCGAAAGCAAGCUAUCUGCUGGUGAAGAUGGUCGUGGUCCUGAUUGGGAGGUUGGAGAAUGUCUUGGUAUGUGGUGGAGACCCGACUUUGAGUCCGUACUUUAUCCGUAUUUGCCACCAAACAUAAAGAGGCCUAAAGAGUGCACUAAACUCUAUCUUGUGAAGCUGCCACCAAGCAGAAGGUUUAUUGUGCCUAAGAAUUCACGACUUCUUGCAAUCCCGUUGUGUCAACUUCAUGAGAACUAUGAGACUUAUGGUCCAAUAAUCUCUGGAGUCCCACAGUUGCUAUCCAAAUAUUCCUUCAACAUGGUAGAACCUUAAAAGUUUUUGAGUUAGAAGGGGAAAUAGGAUUGCAGUUGCAUCGGGCAAAGGCUUGUGAAUGUGGUGUUUUUUUUUUCAUAAACUUAAAGGCCGCGUCACAUGGACGUCGUGUUUUGUGUAGUUGGGAGUGUGCGUAUAGCUGGUGAUGAUUUGGAUGGUCACAGCUUUAAGAUAAGAUGAUAGCGUAGCGUUUUGUUGGGGCUAGUUGUGUUUUAUUUGCUUCUUUGAACUGUACACCACUUAUAUAUAGUGCUUACACCUCCAUUCACUUGUCCCCCAACAAAGACUUUUAUAAGGGAAUUUACAUUCAACACUGCAA